AUGGAGGAUAAUGAUUGGGAUUUAAGCGUUGUAGUAAGAAGUUGUAAUAUUAAUAAGCCUAACGAUGUUACAACUCCUCACUCAGGCUUGGUGACUUCUGAAAAUGAUGAUUGGAAUACUUUUGACAAAAAAUUUGUUGUUGACAUGCCUAAUUUUAAUGACUUAUCUGAGAUUUUCUCUAUAGAUUUUUCAGUUGCUCACCAGAAAAAAUCAAAUGACCAGGUCAUAAUCACGGACCAAAAUUCUAACCAAGAGAUAAAAAAUCAGUCAACAAGAGUUUUCUAUGAAGUGUUGCAAGAGGAACUCACAGAUGAUAAAUGGGCAUGGCGUAAGUAUGGUCAGAAGUCAAUCAAAGGUUCUCCAUUCCCGAGAUCUCUUGCUUUAUACAACAAUAGUUCCAAACGCAAAUUUCCAAAAGGUAUAAAUAUUGUGCCCAAAGUGUUAAACUUGAAUGCAUCAUUAUCCUCGUCCAAGCGUGCUAAGCAUUUCAAAGUUGACAUCUCUUCAAUUAGUCCAACUGCACCUACACUUGAAAUUGAGAGAAAUAAUGAAAUGGUUGAUGUUGUGGUGGAGAACAAAGACAAUAUUGAAGAGGAGGAGAACACGCAUGACAAUAUUUUCAUGGAUUUUGAAGAACUCCAAGAAUUACUACUUCCAUCUUAUGGGGAUGAAAUGGACAAGAGAAAUUAA
This is a messenger RNA of Solanum tuberosum (potato), 690 nucleotides long. RefSeq names its product probable WRKY transcription factor 27. Gene Ontology annotation, biological process: regulation of DNA-templated transcription. The transcript is spliced from 3 exons. The coding region runs from base 1 to 690 and encodes 229 amino acids. The record is from RefSeq and is a predicted model, not a curated record. Gene Ontology annotation, cellular component: nucleus. Gene Ontology annotation, molecular function: DNA-binding transcription factor activity; transcription cis-regulatory region binding. NCBI's taxonomy places the organism in Eukaryota, Viridiplantae, Streptophyta, Magnoliopsida, Solanales, Solanaceae.